GGCUCUUUCGGGUCUUGUAAUUGGAAUGACUCCAAUAGCGUAUAUUAAAGUUGUUGCAGUUAAAAAGCUCGUAGUUGAAUUUCGGGGUUCUACCGACGGUGGUCCUGUUUUGUUGGUUUCUGAAUCACCACUAACUUCUGCGAAAGCAUUUGCCAAGGAUGUUUUCAUUAAUCAAGAACGAAAGUUAGGGGAUCGAAGACGAUCAGAUACCGUCAGCAUUGCAAUUAUUGCUCUUCAACGAGGAAUCCCUAGUAAGCAUGAGUCAUCAGCUCAUGCUGAUUACGUUCCUGCCCUUUGUACAUACCGCCCGUCGCUACUACCGAUUGAAUGGCUUAGUGAGACCCUCGGAUCGACUCAUAGAAACCUUCACAG
Molecule: messenger RNA, 372 nt
Organism: Racocetra persica
Lineage: Eukaryota; Fungi; Glomeromycota; Glomeromycetes; Diversisporales; Gigasporaceae
Source: the annotation of a GenBank genome assembly